Molecule: messenger RNA, 5411 nt
Organism: Bursaphelenchus okinawaensis
Lineage: Eukaryota; Metazoa; Nematoda; Chromadorea; Rhabditida; Aphelenchoididae
Source: the annotation of a GenBank genome assembly
AUGGGGCUUCUGAGCCGCCUUCAGCUCCCGGGCCUGAUUCUGGCAGCGUGCUGGCUACACAGUGCCUCGGCCGAUGUUAGCCAAGGUAAGCGGUUGUUUUUGGGUGCAAAUGUGUUUAUGAUGGAUGGAUGAUUGAGGGCGAGAUAAGAGUGACAUUGAGUUUACCGCAUUCCUCGCCCUUAAUUUGAAACGACAAAACCGGAAAGCCGCGGAUCCGUUUCCCAACUCUGUAGAUCACAGAAUAAUGAGGCUCGGGUAAUAUUUUUAAUGAGCACAUUUAAGUAAAUCCCCUGAGGCAAGAGCCGGUCUUUCUUUCUGGUUUGUUUGUACAACCUCGAAUUCGGUGAUCCGACACUUUCUCCGAUGGAAUAAAUUAGAUUCGAAUCAAAUUCAAACAAACCAUCAGGUCACAGGUCUUAGGGCGCACUUAAGCACGGGUAAUUGCCGUUAUUUAUGAUGUCUUGUGUGGUAUAUGAGGUCAGCAUUCUUGUCAAUCCGAGUUGCUUGAUGGAGCUUAAUCAGCGCAGAUCUUAAUUGAUUCAUAAAAAAAGAAAAAAUGCGUCCGUUUAUGGGAUAUUAACCAUGAAAUAAGUGUUAAAGUUCAAAACUUUUUUUUUAAUUUCAAAACAAAAGGAUAUUGAAAAAAUUGAAUUAGAUACAACAACAAAAAGUCAGAUUUAUGCCAUUCCAGAUCGAAUACGACAGCGACGCCAAUUCAACAAUCCUCACGGUCCCCAAAUUGAUCUCAACAUUACAGUACCCUACAUAUUCAGUGCCAGAUUGUACCCUUACGGUCAGAGCAAAGGAGAUCAGGUCACACAACUCGACCCUCAACCAGUCGACCUUCACACACCGUUGAAGCUACUAGGCCGAAGCUACGAGACGCUUCUGAUUCACAAAGAUGGCUACUUGAGCUUGUCACCGUCCAACAACUUCUUCCCGACUGACAAUGAACGACCGGUCGUUGCCUUGUUUUGGAUGCCCGCAAAGGGAGGGAGAGUGUAUUUUAGAGAGACGACUGACCCUUCCAUCCUAUCAUUGGCUCAGAAUGAGGUUAACAUUCAGUAUCGGUAUGGGAAGGAGUUUCAACCGACUUCAGUAUUGAUCGUAACCUGGGAAGGCACUUACGGUGUGGCCGAUUUGGUAAGUAAUUCUUGUCUUGACUAGAAAACGAUUAUUUUGUAAUUAUAUUACCCAUAUUCGUGCCAUUUUUGUUAUUUAAUCUUAUCAGUUUUUACUGAAUUCACGGGGAUUACCAGGAAGUUAUUGUAUCCAUAUCAAAGCUAUUAUUCAUUUUUGUAAAAGCAAUAAAUUUCAGAAAACAGAAGGAAACAUGUUCCAAAUUGCGCUGAUAUUGUCAAAGGAAGCGACCUUCGCUCACUUUGUUUACAGUAAGCUGGCGUCGAACAACAAUGCCGCUGUAAGUGUUGUAAAAACAAUGGGUAUACCUCUUGAAUUCAAGCAGAUACCUUUAAAAUGAACAUUACACAAAGCCUAAUAGAUAUAGAAGAAUGUUUUAUUUCAGGCCGGAUUCAGUGGAUCUCCGUUCACAGACACCCACUUCUACUUGCCUGGAUCAGGUACCCCUACCUCGUCCAGUCUAGUAGAGAAGUCCAACAUCGGAAUUCCAGGAGAAUGGUUAUUCAGAAUAGACGACUCCCAAAUCUACCUUUGUGGAGCCGGCUUCAAAGGGCUUGAAUGUGUGGAUUCGUGUAGCCCCAACCAAUGGUACCUCGACUGUUCUCGAGAAUGUCACUGUGCCAACGGUGUAGCCUGUAAUACAGAAACAGGUGUCUGUCCUAGCAAUGCAUGUAGUCCAGGCUGGACUAAUGCGCCCAAAUGUGACGAAGAUGUUGACGAAUGUGUAGUCGCCCAACGGCUGUGUCCUGAAGAACAACCCGAUUGUGUGAAUACCGCAGGAUCGUACUUGUGUUUGUGUUUUGAAUACGACAACAUUACCAACUCCUGUAGAUCUAACCAAGCCGGGAACAGAUUCCCAGCUGAACGUAUUCCAGUAUCAGUUAUGCCGUUAGUACCACAAAUUGCUCAAAAAGGAACCACAAAACAACCAGGUCGCCUGAGAGAUUCGUCAACAACCAUAUUGAAUGUAGAACCGAUCAAUCAGAAUCUGAUUCCUGAUAUACAGACAUUGGCUCCCAUCUUUGCUCAAACUGACAGACCAUUGACCAUUCAGCCGGUCUUGAGUACUCGUGCACGGUCUCCAUUAGCUCAAACAAUAGCCACUACAGUGGCUGUGCCAUUAUGUCCACAAUGUGAUCUCAACGGUCAUUGUGAAGGCAGUCAGUGUGUUUGUAACACUGGCUGGACUGGCAAUGGAAUCGUAAGUUGAUGAAAACGUUUUCUACUAAACAUUAUACCAUAUGUUGUGCGUAUGAUUUCUUAAACUUUCUACCGUAUGCAAUAGUAAAUCCAGCUAUCUUUUCAUAGUAAAUACGGUAUUUCUAGGAAUGCAUUGACCUCAACGAAUGCCUCCAAGACAAUAUCUGUGGAGCGAACGCCUUGUGUCAGAACACUUUGGGGUCGUACCAAUGCGUAUGCGAUGUUGGCUUUGUAGCCACAAGCCAAGGCUGUGAAGACCUUGAUGAAUGUGCUGAAGGCUUGGUGACAUGCAGAGGAGGAGUUACUUCCAAAUGUGUUAACAAACCUGGUGGAUUCGAAUGCCAAUGUGCCCCUGGCUAUACUGGUAGUUCCGACAGUCCACAGGGUUGUCAAGGUAUGUCAAUUUUUAAAAUAAGAGUAUUUCCUCAUUAUUAUCACCUUGGCUUGGCAAUGUUUUCUGAUGAUAUUACAGUUAGAUUGUUAAAUUUAACAUCAUAAAAAUUGAGUAUAAUAACCCAAUAUUGUACCUUCAACGUUAUAAUAUAGUCAUUGUAGAUAUCAACGAAUGUGAUACGCCUGAACUUUACUGUGGUAACAAAGCCAAGUGUAAGAAUGCUCCUGGGUCAUACUCUUGUGAGUGCUUUGAAGGAUACGAGAAAGCUCACAACUCAACUACUUGUGUUGAUGUAAAUGAAUGUCUGCUAAGUCCAUGUGACCCUUCAGCUGUGUGUACCAAUCUUGAUGGUACCUUCCAAUGUAAAUGCGUCGAUGGAUUUGUUGGCAAUGGAAUUGAAUGUAGAGGUCAGUCAAAGCGUUUCUUAUCAGCCUUUAAUGUAUACAUACUUUACAUUAUGGUAUCAAACAUAUAAAUUGCUUUAUAUGAAACUUUAUUUGUUUUAGAAACGAUCCUGUUCCCAACCGGUCGACAAACAUCAUCGUUACAACAGCUGGAUAACGCGGUCAUCCCGUACCGACUAGAAGAACCAGUUAAAGUGUUCGGAAAAGAUUACGAAACCGUUUAUGUAAGCUUCACACUGUCGUUAACCCAUCAUGUAGAUCGUUAUAUUAAUUCAACUUUAAUUUCUUUCAAAUAUAGGUUUCCACUUUAACUCAAACUCGUAUAAUUUGUAGAUGUUACCUAAUUUAUGCUUAAUCACCAUUCCAGAUAUCCGCAAAUGGGCUAGUCAGCUUUGACAGAGCUUUCUCCGAACCGGUCACAGGGCCUGAUGACAUUCGGUCAGUCGUAUUUUACCCAUUACAUGAUGCUUACAAAAUGAAACCGGAAAGUUCAAUUCAUUUCAAAGAAGUUACAGGUGAGUUACAUGACACUAAUGAUAAUAUGUUAGUAACAAACUAUAUAUACGUUUCUGUAAUAAGUCACAGAACCCAGACUUAAAAUUUAAUUUAUCACAGAAACUUCAGAAUCCGACGCCACAAACUACGGUCUUUUGAGUCGCGCCUCUUUGUUGGUACAGAACAAGUUCAACAUGGUACGUUUCCACGCUCAUCGACUACUGGUGGUAACAUACGAAAAGUUGUCUACAGCCACGUCAUUCAACCAGAAUACCUUCCAAAUGGUGAUCGCUCAAUCUUCUGAUGCCACGUUCCUUAUCUACUUGUAUGAGAAUGUAGAUGAAGACACUAGAUCAGCCAUCGUGGGCUUCUCUUAUCCAAAUGGAAUGUUAUCCAUCCCAGCUAAGACUACCGCCAAAGCUUCGAAUGUUGGUCAAAAAGGAAAGUGGAUGUGGAAGAUAGACAAUCCAGCCAAGAUUGAACAAUGUCCGGCUGGGAAGAUGGACCCUCCGUUCUGUGAAGACGGUAGGUUAAUAUGCAGUAACAUCUGAUUAAAAUAUUUUUUUCAAUAUUCUUCCAUCUUUCAAAAAUUGACAAAGUCUACGGUGAUUUAAAUGGCCACGUCUGUAUUACUUUUCCUUUCACAAUACUUAUUUCAGACUGUCCACCAGGAAAAUGGGGAUUGUCGUGUGAGAAAGAGUGCCGAUGUGCUGAUGGUAUGCCAUGUGACUUUGGAAGCGGAUUCUGUGCCAGUGGCAAAUGUGCCCCAGGCUUUGAAGGCCCCAGUUGUAACAAUGGUAAGUAACAAUUCUUUCAUUUUAACUUUUUAGACAUUGAUGAAUGCCACCGAAAUCAACACAACUGCCACAUUGCUGCAGUAUGUACAAACACUUAUGGCUCGUUCACAUGCAAAUGCCGUCCUCUAUUCGCUGGCGAUGGAGUUACCGUUUGUAAAGGUAAGUCUACUGACGUCACCCCAUUGUAGAAUAUAUUACUGUAAGAUAAAAUACUUGAUGAUUUUAGAAAUCGACGAAUGUUUCAAACGAUUCAACAAGAGCUGUGCUGCCCAAAGUCGUUGUGACACAACAAACCCUGACUACCCAGAAUGCGUGUGCAUAGAUGGAUAUCAUGGUGAUGGUCGCAAAGAAUGUAACCCUGACAUCAAGACAAGUACCAUUCUAACAACUAUACCUACAUCAACAACAAUGAUGCCAAAGAUGAUCGUGCCCCAAAAAGAAUACGAAGAAGAAUUGAAUCCAUUCAGUAUGCAUACUUGGACUUCGAUAGAAAGAAAGGCAGAAGUCACUGAACCUAUUACAACUACUACAACUGUGACUACAUCAACGAGGAAAGUACCAAAAAGACCAAAAGUAGACGUGGCCAAGGAUUACGAUGACAUAGACCGAGACAUUACAGUAGGGUCAAAACUAGAGGAUUCGAUAGAAACUUCAAGCAGUAAGUCCACUAUUAAAAUGAAAACAUAACGUAAAAGCCGUAUCAAAAAGUAAAAAAGACAACAAUUUUUAAGAAGAAAAGCCCAAAUGUUAUUGACCAUAAAAUACUAUUCAAAAGACAAAACAUUUACUAUAAAACAAAUUUCAGUCCUAUUCCUAAUAGUACCAGGCGUCGUGGUUGGAGUGUGGCUGGUACUAGUAAUGGUGGUACUAGUGCAAUGCUGUCGUCGACGACGGAACGUCCGACUUACCAAAUAUUCGCCACAGAUGAUGAGCUACGGCCAACGGAGCACAUCGUACCUCGGCCAAAGCGUUCUCAAUUGA